This is a messenger RNA of Kickxella alabastrina, 2922 nucleotides long. Its product is annotated as high-temperature-induced dauer-formation protein-domain-containing protein. Lineage: Eukaryota; Fungi; Kickxellomycota; Kickxellomycetes; Kickxellales; Kickxellaceae. Gene Ontology annotation, cellular component: membrane; Golgi trans cisterna; Golgi medial cisterna. Bases 129 to 2840 code for a protein of 903 amino acids. The record is from RefSeq and is a predicted model, not a curated record. The transcript is spliced from 3 exons.
UUUUGAAUUCUUCUCAAUUUAUAACAUUUAGCUUUCUUUAUUACAUCCUCACAUCCUUUUAUUUUUGUCUUGGCUUUUUAUUUUUACUCUGCCGCAACAGCAAAUAUAUCGGUUUUGGAAUUUUACAGAUGGGAGGAGAAAACAGCAAGCUGGCCUUUAGGAAAUGCGUGUUUCGUCUGGCUGAGCAGCGGAGCCUACCAGACAACGCAGAAGAUGCUUGGAGUCCAUUUUGGAUUUUGCCUGAUGGCCCGCACGACGUCUUUUCGCUGGUGACACCAGCAGAUAUCCGGCGAAUCCGCGACACCGCGCAGGAGAACUAUAUAAAGCUGAUCGACAAGGUGUUUGAUCGGCUGCUGGUGCUAAAGGCGUCAAAAGACCUGGCGAAGAAUCCGACCAGCACAAAGCAGCUUCUAAAUUGCAUACGCAUCCUGACGCGUCUGGUUCCGUUUGUGUACGAGGCCUGCCCCGAUGGAAGCUCGACAGAGGACAUAAUACUGUGGACACAACGACCGCGACCAGGCAGCGGCGCUGACUAUAUGCUUGGGCGGCAGCUAGUUUCUGCGGUGGUCGACUUGCUGUUUACAUCUGGGUUUACAGUUCCGCCAGCAACGGUUGGGGAGGACGCAGUCGUGCGCUACACUAUCUGGGAGAACGGUAUCGGCCAGACGGCAUCGCUGGGAUCGUCCAAGGAGCACAUAGCCAAUCGCAUCGAGGUUCUCCGCCUGCUUCUAGUUUUGUGCUCAAAGACCAUGUACGUGCCUGCCGCCCGGUCCACCGCGCUGCCAAACAGGGCGCUGCACGCAGUCGCAUACAAUUCAAACAAGCGCAUGGUGCUCUGCCUGCUCUGCAGCCUCAUCAAUACGUCGCUACGGGAUCGUGUGCAGGGCUGGGCGAUUCCAUAUCGCAGCUCGACCGCGUUGGAUCCCAGCGACGAGCUCUCGCUACACGCAUUUCAGACUCUCUUCAUUUUGCUCGACUACCAGACACCGGCUAACAAGGCAGGCGACGAGGACGCAGACUCUGCAGAGCACUCAGCCGACGCCGACGCCGACGCCGACGCCGACGCCGACGCCAAUGCCAACACACCAUCGAUGAUUCUGGUGACGGGAACAGCCACUGGUGCACAAAACCUAUUCCGCGUGUUCAUUGCCAAGCUCCAUCGCACGCAGGAAUUCGACUAUCUCAUCAGCAGCAUUAUCCGUCUUUUGGAUGAGGCGAUGCGCGCCAACAUGUCCAUCAUGGCCUCAGUCACCAAGCAGUCGACGCGGCACGCAAUGCCACAGGAGGCGUGCAUUCUGCUCUGGAUUCUGCUCGAGAACAACAGUCCGUUGAAGAACUACAUUGUGGACCACAACAACUCGCUCAAGCUGUUUUCCGUGUUGCUUUACUUUAUGCUUAACGGAUACAGCGAUCCGUCCCAGGCAGGAAUGGUGCGCACAAUAUCGCACAUCCUACAUUACUUGUCCGAGGACAGCCGCUUUGCAACUCGCCUGAUGCAGCCGUUCGACCAGUCCAUAUUGCCCGGCAACAUGCGCAUUGCCGAUGCCUCGUUGACGCAUGCUGACUUUAUGAUCAACACCGUGUUCACCCUGCUCAGCGCGUCCAAGCCCUACCUGGUGCCUGUGUAUUCGAAUCUCUUGUUGUUGGUGCGCAAUGUGUCUCCAUACUUGACCCAGGUCAGCCAGACAACAGCGGAAAAGUUCAUAUCGCUGUUUGACAUUAUCUCGUCGCCAGCGUUCAUAAUUACCGAGCCAUAUCACAUCAGGUGGCUGAUCUACCUGAUAGAAGUGUUUGACUACGUCGUCCACUAUCGCGCAGCAGACAAUCCAUGCUUGAUGUAUACCAUGGUCAAGGCGCGCUCGUGCUUUACUCGGCUGCGCUCUUUCGACCUGGACAAGGCCAAGGCCGAGCUAGCUAUGUUGCGCGAGAAGAAGGGCAAGGCUGACUCGGCCCGUACAAUUGGCAGGGCGCAGUCUCACGUGGCUAUUGCGUCCAUUUCUAGUGAUCUGCCGGACGACGUCUCGUCUAGGCUUUCCUCGAUCUCAUUGACCACCGAGACUACCGAUUCUGCCAGGCCACCCAGAAGCAUUGACGGAGCUGCGAGCCCGACGGUGUCAAGUAAGGCGCGCGGAAAGCGUCCAGACAAUGUCCAAGCACCAGGCUCGAACCCCAGCGAGCACGAGCAGUCGAGUGCGUUAGAAUCUCCCACAGCACAAGUGGACAAGGGAAAGGGAAAGGGCAAAAGCCACGCUGCGGGCAAGGGCAAGUCUGUCAAUGCUGCUCCGGGCCAGAAGCAGUUUCAGCCCUCAGUUGAGUGGGUGUUCUCAUGGCUGCCUGAUCUCCCGCUGGACCCGAUCAUCGGGGUGCUCGAUACGCUUGCUGCGCACAUUGACAGGAUUUCCGAGGAGGUCCAGCGUAACGCUGAUGCUGCGGCAGUAGCAGCGGCAGCAGAAGCCGCAGAUGUGGCCGCUAUGCAGCAGCCCGAAUCUGCGGCUUCUCGAGGCGAUGUCAAGGCCGACGCCCUGCAUCAGCCGCAAUCUCCCACCAGACAAUCAGCCGACAGCACCCACAUCGAUUCGGGCUCUGUGUUUGCUAUGGAGGCGGUUGAUUCAACAUCAGCCAUCAUUCACUGGCUGAGCUCCGACGCCAUGAUACAGGCGCUGCCGGAUCUUGAGGAUUCUAUGCCCGAAAUUCGGCCGAGGCUACAGGGACUCAGUCCUGCUAUGAUCGUGUGGUUCAGGAGUCUUCUGUGGAGUCUCAUCUAUGGCUCUGGGAUGAAGCCAUUCGGCAUAUGGAAAAACACACAUGUUCGUUUGUUUGUUGUCAAACACUCUGCCUAGGGUUUGUGUUGGCAUCAGUGCCAUUGACGUUUCUCUUUGCUUGGGUUUUUUGUUGGUUUAAUAGAUGUUAUAAAUAUUUGAA